Messenger RNA from Drosophila eugracilis, 1837 nucleotides. RefSeq names its product venom acid phosphatase Acph-1. Gene Ontology annotation, biological process: dephosphorylation. The transcript is spliced from 8 exons. The record is from RefSeq and is a predicted model, not a curated record. Gene Ontology annotation, molecular function: phosphatase activity. NCBI's taxonomy places the organism in Eukaryota, Metazoa, Arthropoda, Insecta, Diptera, Drosophilidae. Bases 397 to 1584 code for a protein of 395 amino acids.
CGCUGAUCCGGCAAAACUACGAUACGUCUUAGAUUCCCACCUUCUGGAAGGCGAUGAGCAAAAAAAAAAAAAAAAGGUCACGUUCCCACCUUCUGGAAAAAAUCUAAACAAAUUCGUAAAAAAGCCAGAAUUCCCGCUUCCCGCAACUCAUGAUUUUUUCCCGCGGUUAGCCUUCAAAAAAAGCCAGUUUUGACGGGAAAAAAGCCAAAUUGGCAGCCAUGCUGCCUUCCAUCGACAAGCUCUCUUCAGUUGUUAUACGGCUUUUGCUGCCAUCGGACGUGACUUGUAUUUAUUUAUUAUUAUUAUACAUUUCGGCUGCAAAUCUGAAGGAAAAAAAAAAACAUAUAUUUUGUCGAUCAACGACUGCAGCGGCGCAGGAGCAUAGAACCCAUAAUAAUGGACUGCAAAACGCGACGCGGCACCAAAAUAUCGGUGAUCGCCUUGGGAAGCGCCCUCUGUUUCGUUAUGAUGGCAUACUUUGUGUUUGGGGACAGUAACGACGAGCAGGGUCUGCGGAAUCUACGCAUGAUAUCCAUACUGUUCCGACAUGGGGCCAAGAAUCCCAGUGGCUUCUAUCCGCUGGAUCCACAUGCUGCUCACGAUUGGCAGGGCGGGAUGGGAGCUCUCACACCGAAAGGCAGCCUGCAGGCCUACAACCUCGGAAAGAAUCUUCGCAUGCGGUACUACCGGCUCCUGCCCUCGAACAGCCUCUACACACAGCAGCAGGUGCAUGUCCUCAGUUCGGCGGCGGAACGCUGUGUGAUGAGCGCCCAGAGCGUCUUGGCCGGCAUGAUGCCGCCGCUGGAGAACAACAAUGUACUGCCCAUACCCUGGCAGCCGGUGGCUGUGAAUACGCUAUCGCGUAAUGAUGAUAUUCUAUUGGCCCAGAAGAAACCCUGUUUGAAGUACGAUCAUAUCCUGCAAAAACUCUACAAGUCGCCGCCUGCUGAACUUCAGAAACUGAACGAGGAUAACUUGGAGUUGUAUAAGCUGUUGACUAAAAAUACAGGCAAGAACAUUUCAAAUGUCCUGGACGUGGAACUUCUGUAUGGCACACUUAAAACCGAAGAGGAGGCCAGUCUAGUGCUUCCCGAUUGGACUGAGAACAUAUACCCAGAAGAGAUCAAGCCACUAGCUGAACGCAGUUACACCCUUUUCACUGAAACUAAUCUGAUGAAACGGAUUAAAGGUGGAGCGUUUCUCACGGAAAUUCUAAACAAAAUGCAGAAUAAGCGAAAGAGGAACCUGAAUCCUGAUCGCAAAAUAUUCCUAUAUUCAGGACAUGAUGUGACAUUGGUUAAUGUGAUGAAUUCCUUGGGGAUACUGGAUCAGACUACCAAUCUUCCGGAAUAUGCGUCGGCCUUAGCUUUUGAGCUGCAUCAUAGCAAGUAUUUCAGUGAUGGCGACUUCGAAGUAAAGCUUGUUUACUAUUACAACAGCGAAGACAAAUUCCCCAAGGAGCUGACCAUUCCCAAUUGCGAUGCACCUUGCUCGCUGACCCAGUUUGAGGCCUCUUUGAAGGCUCUAGUCCUGGAUAACUAUGAUGAAACCUGCGAGAAUCAUCCGCCUGACUGCAAGAACUAAGAAUACUUCAAUUUUUAGUUGUUUUGGCUUGUUAAUAGUGGUUUAGCUUGGGCUGUUUGUUAGAUCUCUGGCUAUGUCGUAGACAUUGCCAGAUUUUGUUUUGGGUAACUCAGUAUAAAGUUUAAGAUGAAAAGGUUUUAAUGUAUAGCUUUAACAGAAAAAUAAGUCAUGUUACCUCAUUCAGUGUUGAGGAUUAGUUUAAUUAUCUAAAAAAGACAAAUAAAUUGGACGCAAAUUUCCAAUUCUAUUCAUA